GAACAUUCAUUAAGUGUAAUGGCAACAUCCCUGUAGUUAUUGUGCCAUGGGGAACAUGGAACAUUAGAAGCCAACUAACCUAACCUUGAGUUAGUUACUUGGCGUUCUUGCAUUUGUACGUAUGUAAUCUACGUACAUUGUACAUACAUAGUCCAGUCAUGCUCUUCACAUGAUGUUUUACAUCUUGACAUCUUAGAAAUCCACUUUCAUACUCCCAUCCCAUGAUCCACGAUAUCCGUUAAUGACCUCUUCAACUUUGGGAUUCAUUAGUUGUAAUACACCCUAAGUAAUUUCGGGUUUAUUGCUUCAACCAUAUCGAUCGUCAUGAUUCAGUGAAUACUUCCAUCGGUAGUCACUCAGCUACCUAUCGCUUACCGUAAAGUCCCUCCUUAAGAUUACAGCCCUCCGUUCGAGAGAAUACCGAAUGUAAACCGCAGCAAUAUCAUACCAACUGCAGCCACGGACACUCCUACAAACGCCAUCAUGGACCGGGUCCGUUCGUUGUUCCAGGCAAGGAAGAAUAAUGAAGAAUACCAACCUUUAAACGAGGAUUCGGAAUCUAUUGAAGAGCCGUUGGAACAUUCGGGCCAGGAUGGGGUACCCUUCUCAUGGAUCGAGUAUAGCCUCUUCGCCUUGCUCGGCGUUGCGAUGCUAUGGGCCUGGAAUAUGUUCCUUGCGGCGGCGCCCUACUUCCAGCUUCGAUUUGAAGAUAACGACUGGAUUCUAGACAACUUCCAAUCCGCCAUCAUAUCAAUAUCAACACUUGGGAAUUUAGGGACUAUGAUCAUCUUGACGAAUGUUCAAUCUACGGCCUCUUAUCCGUUCCGAAUUAAUCUUGCUCUAUAUAUAAACGUCGUCAUCUUUGCGUUGCUAACUGCUUCGACUGUUCUGUUUCCCGGCGUGUCGCCUUCGGCAUACCUAGUAUUCUUGUUGAUUAUGGUGGGAUUCACAGCAUGUGCAUCUGGGCUGAUACAAAAUGGGGUGUUCGCGUUCGCAUCGAGUUUCGGGAGACCUGAAUAUAUGCAGGCGAUUAUGGCAGGGCAAGGCGUAGCAGGCGUUCUUCCUGCGCUCGUUCAGGUUACCUCGAUUCUUAUCUCGCCGCCAUCAGAUACUACUACCAAGGCGAGAGGAGAGGCUUUAUCGGGCAAUGAAAAGCCAGCUUUUAUCUACUUUCUGACCGCGGUCAUUAUAUCCAUCAUAGCGCUCGUGGCUUUCAUUCCGCUGGUCCAACGGCACAACCGCAUCAUUGAGAAUCGUAUGAUGGAGCAAAUGGCCGCGUCAACAACGAGUAUCGAGUCAGCUGAGCGUUCGGCACGCAAAGUUGUUAGCAUGCUCACCCUCUUCAAGAAACUGCACUGGCUCGCGGGCGGGGUGUUUAUGUGCUUUGCUGUCGCCAUGUUCUUCCCUAUUUUCACACCCAAAAUACUAUCAGUCACACCACCGGAAGAAGCGAGCCUACUAUUAAAACCUGCCGCAUUUAUCCCACUCGGGUUUCUCUUUUGGAACCUCGGCGAUCUCGGAGGCAGAACCAGCGCACUCUUCUUGUCACUCCGUGAACGGCCUGUGCUACUGUUUGUAGCGAGCAUUGCACGGUUACUAUUCCUGCCGCUUUACACGCUGUGUAACCUCCACGGCAAAGGAGCGAUUAUCAACAGUGAUGUGUUCUAUCUAUUGGUGGUGCAGUUCCCGUAUGGUUUUACCACCGGGUGGUUGGGGUCCAACUGCAUGAUGGCAGCUAGUGACUGGGUUGAGGAAGGAGAAAGAGAGGCAUCUGGGGGGUUCAUGGGAUUAGCUAUAGUGGCUGGGUUGGCAUUUGGCAGUCUGCUGAGCUUCACUGCGGCCGGUAUAUGAUAUGAUGGCAUAGGACCGUAAGCUAGUAGCCCUGGAGGAUUGUGGCAACCUAGUUCCUUGAAAUUCAUGAUAGAGUGAUCAUUAGGCAUAUCGGGUAUGGCGUGGAUAGAUCUCACCUAAGUUGAAGGAUUGCAAUGGUUAUUUGCUCUUACUGAAUGCCUAGCUACCCGACUCGGUGGAUAUUAGAUCGCCGUGCAUAUGUAAGCCAACGAAUUAGCGUGCUGGGAUGAUAGUUCACGAUGUUCAUUCUACGACCAGUUAGGUAUCGGGUGCCGAACUAUUAAUUAAUCUUAAAUAAAAUUCGGUCACACGGAUGGCCGUUAUGUAU
Messenger RNA from Hypoxylon fragiforme, 2179 nucleotides. Its product is annotated as nucleoside transporter-domain-containing protein. The coding region runs from base 484 to 1851 and encodes 455 amino acids. The record is from RefSeq and is a predicted model, not a curated record. Gene Ontology annotation, molecular function: nucleobase transmembrane transporter activity; nicotinamide riboside transmembrane transporter activity. NCBI's taxonomy places the organism in Eukaryota, Fungi, Ascomycota, Sordariomycetes, Xylariales, Hypoxylaceae. Gene Ontology annotation, biological process: nucleoside transmembrane transport. The transcript has 2 exons. Gene Ontology annotation, cellular component: plasma membrane; fungal-type vacuole membrane.